Molecule: messenger RNA, 1026 nt
Organism: Closterium sp. NIES-65
Lineage: Eukaryota; Viridiplantae; Streptophyta; Zygnematophyceae; Desmidiales; Closteriaceae
Source: the annotation of a GenBank genome assembly
AUGGACGUGGACAUGGACAUGGACGUGGACGUGGACGUGGACGUGGACGUGGACAUGGACGUGGACGUGGACGUGGACGUGGACGUGGACGUGGACAUGGACGUAGACGUGGACAUGGACAUGGACGUAGACGUGGACGUUGACGUGGACGUGGACGUGGACGUGGACAUGGACGUGGACGUGGACGUGGACGUGGACGAGGACGUAGACGUGGACAUGGACGUGGACGUGGACGUAGAAAUGGACGUGGACGUAGACGUGGACAUGGACAAGGACGUAGACGUGGACGUGGACGUGGACAUGGAUAUGGACGUGGACGUGGACGUGGACGUGGACAUGGACGUGGACGUGGACGUGGACGUGGACGUGGACGUAGACGUGGACGUGGACGUGGACGUAGACAUGGACGUGGACAUGGACGUGGACUUGGACGUGGACGCGGACAUGGACGUGGACGUGGACAUGGACGUAGACGUGGACGUGGACGUGGACAUGGACGUGGAUGUGGACGUGGACAUGGACAUGGACGUGGACGUGGACAUGGACGUGGACGUGGACGUAGACGUAGACGUGGACGUGGACGUGGACGUGGAAGUGGACUUGGAGGUGGACGUAGACGUGGACAUGGACGUGGACGUGGACAUGGACGUGGACAUGGACGUGGACAUGGACGUGGACGUGGACAUGGACGUGGACGUGGACAUGGACGUGGACGUGGACAUGGACGUGGACAUGGACGUGGACAUGGACAUGGACGUGGACAUGGACAUGGACGUGGACGUGGACGUGGACGUGGACGUGGACGUGGACGUGGAUGUGGACAUGGACAUGGACGUGGACGUGGACAUGGACGUGGACCUGGACGUGGACGUGGACGUCGACGUGGACGUUGACGUGGACGUGGACGUGGACGUGGACCUGGACGUGGACGUGGACGUGGACGUGGACGUGGACGUGGACGUAGACAUGGACACAUGGACGUGGACGUGGACGUGGACGUGGACGUGGACGUGGACGUGGACGUAG